AUGGAAGCGCCAGAGUUCCUCUACACACGCUACGCGAGCUUCAGAGAAGUGGAGAACAGAUCCAGAUUUGGAGGUCUGGGUAACUUCAUGAUCAGUCGUUUUGGAGGAUUCAACUUCCACGGUAGCUCCAACAACAACAACAGCACUAGCAACAGCAGCAGCAGCAGUAGCAGUAGCAAUUAUAUCAGCAGCAGCAGCAGUAGCAGCAGCAGCAGUGGUGGUGGGGCGGUCACAGAGGACUGGGAGACAUGUCAGACACUCAGUGGUGGCAUCCUGGCACCCAUUAACGACUCCACGGCCUUCAGAGUUGGUUCAGGCAGCUCCCUACCACCUAUCAGAAGACAGGAGGUGAACAGCAGGAGGGGUAGUGUGUCGUCGUCACGGAGAGGAUCUGGCUGUCUCAGGUCCGCCAGGAGCGAGGAGAGAAUACCUUUAAGAACGAGUGAUUCCUCUUCAAGUUACCAGCGUCCCGUCUACCCUGCCAGGACGACACGACGGGAAGACUUUAUGCAGGAAGUGAGGAAGGCCAAGGAGAGUAAGUCUUACUCUGAGAUGAAGAAAUUCUACUUUGAUACUUUCGAUUCCUACGCCAGUAUCUGUGCCACCUUCAAGCGGGACCCAGACUACGAUGGGGCGCGUGUUGACGAUCCUGGUCUCAAGAUGGAACUUAUAUAUACUGUCCACGACUCUGUGAGAGAGAUGCCGUCAGUGGUCCACAAACACUUCCUGAAGGCUGUGAUCAACGCCCUGCUGCAGGAGCGUCCUCACCUCUUCAGCAAGGACCGCGUGAGGGCGCUCUUCGUCAUCAUCCAGACACCAGUAUUCCUCACACAGUCAUCAUACACAGUCCUCGCCCACGUCCUCAGAAACAUCACUUCCCUCACCAACGGUGACCACCAGCUCCUCGUUCACUGGUUCAGAACACUAGAGGUGUCGCGUCUCAGGAUGAUGGUAGGGAUCAUCAUUCAGUUCCUGACGGUGCGGCAGUUCCCUCCUCCAGAUCGAUCACUUCCUCCUUUGAGUAAGAGCAAGUGGUGGAUCCCCACAGCUACCAAGGUCCUCGCUAUCCUCUACGCCAGCAACACAUCAUCACAGACACCACUGCUCCAUUACUCUGAGUUCUACAACCAUGCACUCGACCACCUCGAUCUCAUGGCUGAGUAUCGAACCUGGCAAGUUCCUGAGAGACCUGACUCCUUCUCCUUUUGUCAGUACCCCUUCAUCCUCUCCAUCGUGGCUAAGAGACACAUUCUCACCAAGGAUGCGGAGCAACAGAUGAUCCUGACAGCUCGCCGCUCUCUGGUCGACAAAGUGGCAAGACAUCAACCUCCCCAGAUUGACAUCUUCUUCCUCAACAUCAACGUCCGGAGGAACCACCUGGUGGAAGACUCUCUUAAGGAGGUUAGUGUGAUGCUGUGGGGGAGUCACACUGAUGAACCUCCAAAUAAUGGAGGGUGGAGUGGAAGGGGGUGUCAUGAGGUAUAUCUGUCGUGUCAUAGCGUGUUCGGAACAUGGCUUAACGGGUCCACAACGUGUCCACAGAUUGCGGCGAAGAAGCGAGAUCUCAAGAAGAAGUUGAAAGUGUCCUUCGAGGGAGAACCCGGCCUGGACAUGGGCGGUCUUACGAAGGAGUGGUUCAUGCUUCUCAUUAAGCAGAUCUUCAAGCCAGAGAACAAGAUGUUCGUGUACCAUCCUUCGAAGCGUCUCUACUGGUUCUCCCUGGCCCAGGAUGGCAACCUCAGGGAGUACAACCUUAUAGGCGUCCUCAUGGGUCUCGCUGUCUACAACUCCAUCAUUCUGGACGUCCAUUUCCCAGCCAUCUGCUACAGGAAGCUGCUGAGUCCACCAGUGGUACCCGCCUACGAGUACAUGGCCGUGGGCAUCGCCAAAGCUCCCGGACUCGACGACCUCAGUGAGAUCAUGCCGGAAGUUGCACAUGGACUCAAGGAGUUACUCAAGUACGAGGGUGAUGUCGAGGAAGACAUGUGUCUCAGCUUUCAAGUUUCGCUGGAGGAAUUUGGUCAACCACGAACCUUCAACCUCAAAGAAAAUGGAGAAACUUUACCGGUAACUUGUGAAAAUCGCGAAGAGUUCGUCCGCCUCUACCUCGACUGGAUCCUCAACACUGCUAUAUAUGAACAGUUCCGGGCGUUUUACCUGGGAUUUCACACCGUCUGUGCCUCAAAUGCCUUAAUUAUGUUGCGUCCAGAGGAAGUGGAGAUGUUAGUAUGUGGCUCUCCCAAGCUGGACCUCAACGAGUUGAAGAAAGUGGUCGAGUACGAUGGUUACACCGAGGACCACCCUACCAUAAAGGGAUUCUGGGAGGUGGUUAGCGAGAUGCCUGUGGAGCAGCAGAAACUCUUCCUGCUUUUCACCACCGGCAGCGACCGUAUUCCCGUAGGAGGCAUGAGCGAGAUGGUAUUUAAGAUCUCCUGCUGGAGGGGACACACUCACAUGCUGCCCCAGGCUCACACCUGCUUCAACCAACUCGUUCUUCCUCCCUACGACUCCAAGGACGUCCUCAAGAACAAGUUGUACAUCGCAUUAGCUAAUGCCGAAGGCUUUGGACUGGAGUAGCUGGCUAGCUGUCUGCACCAGUAGUGACGCUGCUGCACUAAACACUGGCUAGCUGUCUGCAGCAGUGGUGACGCUGCUGCACUAAACACUGGCUAGCUGUCUGCAGCAGUGGUGACGCUGCUGCACUAAACACUGGCUAGCUGUCUGCAGCAGUGGUGACGCUGCUGCACUAAA
This is a messenger RNA of Cherax quadricarinatus, 2751 nucleotides long. NCBI's taxonomy places the organism in Eukaryota, Metazoa, Arthropoda, Malacostraca, Decapoda, Parastacidae. The record is from RefSeq and is a predicted model, not a curated record.